CGUUGGGGCUCCAGACCUCGCGAUGGCGCUGUUGUUAAUGAGCUGUUUAGUUGUGGAGACGCAGAGAAACAUGAACUGUGGCGUUUUCUGAAUAAUUCGUACAAGAGCCGCGCGCUCAGCGAACCAAGUUAAGCUUAAGUGUUUCACUGAAAAACGGCUUUAUUAUGUCUGUCAAACGCAAUCUCCCGUCUUGGAUGACUGACUGUGGCUCUGGAAGGCGCAGAAAAGAACAGCCGCUCAGCAGCUGCGCCAGAAAGAGACCCGAAACAAGCGCAAAGAACAGUCCGAGAAAAAAGAGGCCCGACAGGGUCAUGAUGUACUGGAUGAAUGAGCGCGAGCUCAUGGAAACGGCGCUCGGCGUUUUAAAGAAGAAUGACGCAAAGGUAAAGACAGAUGCAGCUUGUCCAGUGGUGGCCGCAGAAGUCUGUGUCAUUCCAGAGACGGAUUCGGAAGAGGAGCCAGACUUGGAUGCCCAGGAGAGGAACUGUGAUUCAGACGUGGACGUAGCUGAGCAGGAGACAGUACCGUACAUCGCAUGUAUAGAGAAGGACAGAUUUAGCAGAAGGUCAGACAGGGCUGGUGACCACCGUCCCACUCAUUCAUAUGCUCAACCUGAGCUUGAGGACAACUCUCAGAGGACUAAGUCUGACCCUGAAGCCCUGCAGCUUGUUCAAGAGAUCUUCUUCAGCUGAGGUAUGACAGGGCAGCGGUCAAACUGAAGUCCUGAAAGGUCACUGCAGUGCUGUGCUGAGUGAGUUCUCUGCACUCCAACACUACACUAAGAAGAUUUGUGAAUAUGGGCCCUCGUCUGAUAAACCAAGGAGAAGAAAGCACUGCAGGGUUUGGAGCCCUCCUGUAAUGUUAGUGUCUCCUGUUUAAAGGCGGCUGCAGAAGUAGUUUACAUACAUUUAUAUAUUAAAAAAAAAAAAGCAUGUCUUUUUCAAAUGUCCUGUUUGUUCUUGCCUGUAGGUGGUCAUGCACCACAGUGCCAAAGCAGAGUCCUUAUGCUCAUCAUUAAACUGUUUCUGCCGCUUUCACUGAACAGCAUUUAUGGCUGUUACUUCCAUUCAGAGAGAACAACUGCAAACAACACUAGCACCCAACCAAACUUUUGUGGCUAAUACCAAUUUUAAGCAGCUAAGAAUGAUAAAAAUAAAUAAAACUAAUAAUAAUAAGGGACUUAGUUUGGAAUGAGUUUUCAUUCACAUAAAACUAGUUUUGUUGCAGAUACAUGUAUAAAAUGGCUGAUAUGAUGCUAAUAUAAUCUGUAAGUUGUAAAGAACUGGUAGGGAACUGUAAAAUUAAGAACUUUUUGAUGAGCAGAGCUGUAGGUGGUUCCACAAUAACUUAAAAGCCUGUAUAGCCCUGAAAAUUAACUCAUGAAAAUUAAUAUCUAGAAUUCUUCAUAUUAGAAAUGGAUCUAUAUUGGAUAUUCAGUAUCAGCCGACGUUAUCCAACAACUAACAUCGACUGGAUUUCAGUCUAUUAACAGAACUAGUAGGAAACUAGCAGAAAUAUUAGACAAGAGGCCUUACUGAUGAAAUAGCUAUUCAUAGUUAUUUGGUCACAGAAAUGACUAUGAACUGAUUAUUUGCAGUCUACUACUUAAUAAUAUGUGCAGUUUUAUACCUCAAUUUCUUGUUCUCCAAUACUUUACAUUGUCAAUAAACUAUCGGUUUGUUUUGGUGCUUAGUUCAAAACGUUUGUCUACACUAUAUAAGUUAUCAGAUAAUCUGUCAUUUCCAAGUUUUGUAAUUUUUAUAUUAAGAUUGUAGUAUUAUACGCCUCCACUUUGUUAAUUAUUUUUGUUUACACUGAUAUGUAAUAUUAAUCAACAGGAUUGUCAACUGAAUUUUUACAUGACUCAGUUCUCAGUGGUCACUUUUCAGAUAAACUGCAGAAGCUCAGUCUUAUGAAUUACAGCACUAGGGGAUGAAUUAUCCAGAGCCACUGCAGUUUUAUUACAUGCAUUAAAGUUUAGGUUGGGAAUAUUUUACAUGUUAUUAUUUUAACCAUGACUGUUUUAUAUUCACCUUUACCAGUUUAGCCUGUACUGCUGUUAUAUAGUGGUAGAUUUUGCCCCAUCAUCAGGAGAUUGCGACUUCAAAUUGUAGUGAUGCCAUGACCAAAAAGCUGUUAAUUAUUGGUGAUGUUUUUGCUGAUACCAAUAAAACCGCAGAUCACUAUCAGCUUCUAUCCACCAACCAAUACAUCAGUUGGGCUUCAGUUAAGAGUAGCAGCCCUACUGAAACUUGAGUAGACAGACAGAAAAAUAAUAGCACGACUUGCAGCUCAUAAAACGUAUGUGGACAAACCAUGUUAAAUAAAGCAAGCACCUUUGGUUUAAGUAGCCUGUUUAAUAAAGCUACAUAUAUGAA
This is a messenger RNA of Pygocentrus nattereri (red-bellied piranha), 2378 nucleotides long. RefSeq lists its product as uncharacterized. The record is from RefSeq and is a predicted model, not a curated record. The transcript has 3 exons. Gene Ontology annotation, biological process: negative regulation of double-strand break repair via nonhomologous end joining. NCBI's taxonomy places the organism in Eukaryota, Metazoa, Chordata, Actinopteri, Characiformes, Serrasalmidae. Bases 165 to 692 code for a protein of 175 amino acids.